AUGGAUUCCCAAAAAGACAACUCAAAGGACGAGGCCAGCGCCUCGGCUCAUGCAGACAAAUCCACCGUUGACAUUGCGGAGGACAGCGACUCGGGCGAUUCUCGAAGCAUCAUUAGUAACAGAUCUAGCGAUAGUGGAGGGCAAUCGACUCUGUUUAUCAGCUCUACCAUCUCUAGAGAUGAUACCCUCAGCAAGUCAUCCAAGAAGCGAGAUCUGCUAUCCAAGAUAGGCAGCAGGUUUGAGAAAGAAGGGGUUCUCCAAAGAUUGAAUAAGUCGGAUGAAAAUCAGUGGAGCUUACCUCCACCGCCCAAACUGUUGGGUCCUGAACAAGCUAUGCGUUUGCAUCCAGACCAGGGACCAAAUUCACGCCCCCCUCCCUUUCCUCGGCAGCCUGCACAGCCUAACCGAAGAUCUCCUGCCGCGCGUCCAAAGGCGUUGAAUGAUGCCAAGUGGCGCCAGAGUCUGAUGAAAAAGCGAGGGCCUUUGCCGGGAGUCAACACGGCUUCUCAGUCCCCCGAACGAAGCCAGCGUAAAUCUGGCGACGGGGGUGGGGCGAAGAGUGUGUCAACAGCAAGCAAAGCCCCUGACGGAAGUACCUCGAAAGGAGCAGCAUCGAAUACCCUUGGGCUGGCAGAAUCUCUUACAGAAGUCAUGGAAAAACAUCUUGAUCUCGAUGUUAUGGACCAGUCCCAGGAGACAUCUCAGUUCAUUGCUUAUCUUCUAGAUACGAUUGAGCUGCUACACAAUCAACUGAACUAUGCUCGAGCCCCAGAGUCGGAUCCCACGCCAGCGUCUCGUGGCUCGCAUGGUGAUUCGGACAGCCAGCAAGAGCCCCCGCCUCGAGUUCAUAUCCUGCACCAGAUUCAUUGCCCGCAUAUGCUACACCCUCACGAUACUUUCACUUACGAGGAUGAACCAAAAACAAUGACUGAUGCGAAUACUGGCUUCACUAUGCUUGCUGGCAAAGUCAAGGUCUCCAAUUUGGAAGCUUUCCUAAGCAAGCAUCCAGAGAUAUGCUUCGUCGUCUUCAAGGAGUAUGAUUGCGCGCCGUUCCAAAGCGCGUCUUCAGCACAAGCUCCGAGAAGGCAUAAAGCCUUGAAACAGGUGGCAGAGUUCCCAAGCGGCCCCGGGAAUUUAAGCGACUCAGAGUCUGAUUACCAACGGAUGGAGGCACCGUACUUGUUUCUCUUUCAUCACCGUCAGAAGUUGGAGAGCUUGGCAGAGUCCAACCCAACCUAUGGAUCCGUACUUGUGCCGCUGUUAAACUUUAUAGAGGACAACUACGGCCAGGAAUACAAAGAGGCGGACGAGCUUCUGAAAGACGGGUGCAUCACGGCCGAACAUAUCACGAAGCUCUUCAAGCCUAAUCACGUGGUUCUGAGCCGACGGGCUGGUGGCACCCUCGAGGCCUUCGUUCUCGAAAGUUAUGCUGAGGUUGAAAAAGACAGGGUGGACUUCGUAGGCUGGUCUUGGCAGUACGACGGUUCUGAGCUAUUCAGGAAGUUUUGGACAGGCAAGAUGAAUAGGGUUGCGGAAGGACGUACCCCUAUCGCGGAUUUGUCCAUACACCCUAUCAAGUUUGCGAGAGUGGCCGACAUCGAGGCACUCGAGACGAGGGGCCGACAAUUCUGGGACAUGAGAGACCAGGUCUAUAAGUGCUACACGGGCUGGGAUAAGUCGCGGAGCUAUUACUACGUAAUGAACUUGAAUGUUGAGAACUUCUUCCCGGUCAACUGGAACAAGAAAGCAUUCGAGCGCCUGGUUCUCGAUCCCAAGACUAAAGAGAUGAUCUACGCGCUGGUUGAUGUCCAAAGCUCAGCCGAGAAAAUGGACGAUAUCAUCAAGGGAAAGGGCAAUGGCCUCAUUGUCUUACUCCACGGCAGCCCGGGGACAGGGAAAACACUGACGGCAGAAAGCGUGGCCGAGAUCGCAGAGAAGCCCCUUUAUCGGGUUACCUGUGGAGACAUCGGAACCGACGCCAAGGAAGUCGAGGACUAUCUACAAACUGUGUUGCACUUGGGCAAGAUCUGGGACUGUGUGUUUCUCCGCGUCCUCGAGUACUAUGAAGGCAUCCUCAUGCUGACUUCCAACCGUGUCGGAACCUUCGAUGAAGCGUUCAAGUCGCGCAUCCAAGUUGCCAUUCAUUACGACAACCUGUCGAAAAAGGCACGAAAGGCCAUCUGGCGCAACUUUUUCGAUAUGAUUGAGGACUCGCCGCAUGAAGAUGUCAACAUGCCCGAGCUCGAGCGACGGCUAGACGAGCUCUCGGCCGAGGAGAUGAAUGGGCGGCAGAUUCGCAAUGCACUGCGAACCGCGCGCCAGCUCGCCAAGCACAGGAAUGAGAGGCUGGACUGGCCGCACCUGAGCCAGGUCAUCAAGACAUCGGGGGCCUUUAACAAGUAUCUCAAGGCUGUGAGGGGCCACAGUGAUGACCAGUGGGCUCGGGAAGAGAUGAUUAGGUAG
Verticillium alfalfae VaMs.102 is the source of this 2463-nucleotide messenger RNA. RefSeq lists its product as hypothetical. The record is from RefSeq and is a predicted model, not a curated record. Bases 1 to 2463 code for a protein of 820 amino acids. NCBI's taxonomy places the organism in Eukaryota, Fungi, Ascomycota, Sordariomycetes, Glomerellales, Plectosphaerellaceae. The transcript is spliced from 6 exons. Gene Ontology annotation, molecular function: ATP hydrolysis activity; ATP binding.